AUGGACAAAGAAAAUAGAAUUAAAUUACGUGAAAAAGUGAAAAUUUUGUCUGAACAAACACCGAUUCCUAAAAAGUCUGAUUUAGUGAAACAUUUAGUUAAUCAAGGUUACUCGUCAUCAACUGUUUAUCGGACUAUUUCUCGAGUGCAAAGUGGAGGUUCAGUAAUAGAUGGACAUCGUUCUGGUAGACCAGUGAAAAUUUCCAACCUCAAAAAAUCAAAAAUUACCAAAUCCGCAACCGAUAAAAUCGGACGAAGUUGUCGGAAGUUAGCAGAAAAAUUUGGUGUUUCGAAGUCUUCGAUUUCAAAUAUUCUUUCGAAAAAUGGAAUAAAGUAUCGAAAGAGAAAGAGAUGUCCAGAUUAUUCGGAAAAACAAAUGGAGAAAAUACCUAAAUUAGCCAGGAGAUUAUAUCGUUAUCACCUUCGACCUGGAAUCAAAGUUGUGAUGGAUGAUGAAAAAUAUUUCCCUUUUUAUUGUUCCAACUCACCUGAAUUCAGUGGUUUUUAUACAGAAAAUUACAAUGAAAGUCCCGAUGAAAUCAAGUUCAAAAAGAAAGCAAAAUUCCAAAAAAAAGUUCUUGUUUGGUUAGCAAUAUCUGAAGAUGGAUUGAGUGAACCUCUCAUCAUGAAGUCAGGGAGUGUUUCAGUGAAUCAGGAUAUUUAUCUCAAAGACUGUAUCCAAACAAGACUAGUCAAAUUCAUCGAGAAAUAUCAUUCUGAUGGUGAUUAUAUCUUUUGGCCUGACCUAGCAUCGAGUCACUAUGGAAAAAGAGUCAUUUCUUGGUGCAAAGAAAAUAAUAUCAAAAUUGUUCCUAAAGAUUGUAACCCACCGAAUUGUCCACAAGCGCGUCCAAUAGAAAAUUUUUGGUCAAUUUUAUCUUCUAAGGUUUAUGCAAAUGGUUGGGAAGCUAAAUCAUAUGAGUCUCUAAUCAGAAGAAUUAAAUUUUGUCUUCGUUCAAUUGAUCAAACUAUGGUACAGCGAAUGAUGAACGGUAUCAGGUCAAAGGUUAAAGAGCUUUACACGAACGGACCUUUGUCUUCUAAAUUGAUGAAUACUUGA
This is a messenger RNA of Panonychus citri (citrus red mite), 1059 nucleotides long. RefSeq lists its product as uncharacterized. Gene Ontology annotation, molecular function: nucleic acid binding. The transcript has a single exon. NCBI's taxonomy places the organism in Eukaryota, Metazoa, Arthropoda, Arachnida, Trombidiformes, Tetranychidae. The coding region runs from base 1 to 1059 and encodes 352 amino acids. The record is from RefSeq and is a predicted model, not a curated record.